CGUUAAUUUGGAGACAUCCAAACUAUAUACAUAUCCCUACAUAUAGAGAUAAACAGAUACACGCACGUAAUCAUCUCAAUUAAAUUCGGAAGAAAAUAAAAGUAAGUAUUACUAAAUAAUGGCAGCGGCGACUUCCAGUGGUAACGGCGCUGGUGGUGGUGGUGGGGCGGCGACGUUGAAGCGGACGGAGUCGAUAGCAGAGAACAUGCCGGAAGCGCUGAAGCAGAGCAGGUACCACAUGAAGAAGUGCUUCGCCAGCUACGUGGGAAUGGGGAAAAGGCUGCUGAAGCGCGCCCACUUGAUGCAUGAACUGGACGCCACCAUCGACGACCCCACCGAACGAUCCAAGGUCUUCCAAGGCACGCUUGGCUACAUCCUCUCCUCCACUCAGGAGGCGGCAGUUGUGCCUCCUCAUGUGGCCUUUGCUAUAAGGCCGAGUCCCGGGUUCUGGGAAUACGUAAAAGUGAACUCUGAAGAUCUCUCGGACGUCGUGUCCAUCUCUGCUUCUGACUACUUAAAAUUCAAAGAGCUAAUAUACCAUCGAGAAUGGGCGAAUGAUGAGAAUGCAUUGGAAGUGGAUUUUGGGGCACUUGAAUUCUCAAUGCCUCACCUUACCCUCUCUUCUUCAAUAGGAAGUGGGAUUGGCUUCGUUUCGAAGUUCAUGACCUCAAAGCUAUGUGCAGGAUCAGGAUUACACAGCGCAGAGCCUCUUCUUGAUUACUUACUCUCACUCAAGGACUACAGGGGAGACCAACUGAUGAUAAAUGAGACGCUGAACACAGCGACAAAGCUUCAGAUGGCGCUGAUUGUGGCGGAUGUGUACCUCUCUGCAAUUCCCACGGGCACACCGUUCCCGAGCUUCGAGCUUAGAUUGAAGGAGUGGGGGUUCGAAAAGGGAUGGGGCGACACUGCAGAGAGGGUGAGGCAGACAAUGAGAUGGUUGUCGGAGCUGCUGCAGGCUCCAGACCCCCUCAGCAUGGAGAAGUUCGUUAGCAGGCUCCCUACUAUUUUUAAUGUCGUAAUAUUCUCCCCACAUGGAUAUUUUGGGCAGUCCGAUGUUCUCGGUUUGCCCGACACCGGUGGCCAGGUAGUUUACAUCCUUGAUCAAGUCAAAGCCCUGGAAGAGGAACUAACUCUCAGAAUAAGGGAGCAAGGGCUCCAUGCCAGUCCUCAAAUCCUCGUGGUGACGCGGCUUAUACCGGAGGCUCGAGGGACAAAGUGCAACAUGGAGUUGGAGGCAAUCCAUGGAACCAAACACUCCCAUAUUCUCCGCAUCCCAUUCAAAACGGAGAAAGGGGACAUUCUUCGCCCAUGGCUUUCUCGUUUCGAUGUUUAUCCCUAUCUUGAGAGGUUCACUCGGGAUGCGACAGAAAAGAUAUUGGACCUGAUGGAAGGAAAGCCAGACCUCGUCAUAGGAAACUACACAGAUGGGAACUUGGUGGCAUCUCUCAUGGCAGGCAGACUGGGGAUAACUCUGGGAACCAUUGCUCAUGCCUUGGAGAAGACUAAAUACGAAGACUCUGAUGUCAAGUGGAAAGAUUUAGACCCCAAGUACCAUUUCUCCUGCCAAUUCACUGCUGACACAAUUGCCAUGAAUGCUGCAGAUUUCAUCAUCACCAGCACGUAUCAAGAGAUCGCGGGAAGCAAAGAUAGACCUGGGCAGUAUGAAAGCCACAAUGCUUUUACUCUUCCGGGGCUCUGCAGAGUUGUUUCCGGGAUCAACGUCUUCGAUCCCAAGUUCAAUAUUGCAUCACCGGGGGCCGACCAGUCUAUGUAUUUCCCUUUCACAGAAAAACAGAAGCGGCUCACAACAUUUCAUCCUGCCAUUGAAGAACUACUUUAUAACAAUAAAGGGGACACUGAAGAGCACAUGGGAUAUCUAGCAGACACGCAAAAGCCCAUCAUCUUCUCAAUGGCAAGGCUUGACACGGUGAAGAACAUCACUGGGUUAACCGAGUGGUAUGGGAAGAACAUGAGGCUGAGAGAAUUAGUUAACCUUGUUGUUGUUGCGGGUUUCUUCCAGCCUUCCAAAUCGAAAGAUAGAGAGGAAAUGGCUGAAAUUAGCAAGAUGCACUCGCUAAUAGAGAAAUACCAGCUGAAAGGUCAGAUUAGAUGGAUUGCUGCACAGACUGACAGACAAAGGAAUGGAGAACUCUAUCGAUGUAUAGCUGAUACAAAGGGAGCUUUCGUGCAGCCCGCUUUAUACGAAGCAUUCGGUCUUACCAUUAUUGAGGCGAUGAACUGUGGGUUGCCUACCUUUGCUACUAAUCAAGGAGGCCCCGCCGAAAUUAUUGUUGACGGGGUCUCCGGCUUUCAUAUUAAUCCCAACGACGGAGACGAGUCCGGUUAUAAAAUUGCUGAUUUCUUUGAGAAGUGCAAGAAUGAUACUGGAUACUGGAAUGAGAUUUCAGAAGCAGGCCUAAACCGUAUAGAAGAAUGCUACACAUGGAAGAUAUAUGCAAACAAGGUGUUGAACAUGGGUAGUAUUUAUACCUUCUGGAGACAAUUGAACAAGGAACCGAAGCAAGCAAAGCAAAGAUAUAUCCAGUUGUUCUAUAAUCUCCAUUUCAGCAACUUGACCAAAAAAAUGCUCUUGCCACCAGAAGCACCUCCACGCCCAGAACCAAAGGAAACACUCAAACAACAGCCCACUCAAAGGCAUGUUACACCAUACUAAUUUACUUUCAGGUUGUUUGGAGUGUGAUGUUUGAAGACAAGAUACCUUCGGUUGGAUUGCAUCUUUUAGCAUCUAAUAUUGCCAUUUGUGUCGUUGCAUGCACAUUUUUUUUUUUUCCUCCUGAUUCAUUGACAGUCUAGUACCUGGUCAAGGUCUCGGUGAAGCUGUUGUAUUUAAGUCAAUAAAGGGCAAGCAUCCCCCACACACAACCCCCCCCCCCCCCCCCCCCCCCCCCCCCCCCAAAAAAAAAAAGGAUGUAUUGUGCAAUAAUUUUAACAAUACAAUUUGUUACAAUGUGGUUUAUGUUUAAUGAUGCAGAAUAACAAAUGUAUAAAAUGUUAGAGAAUAGAAAACAUUUCAAG
Molecule: messenger RNA, 3039 nt
Organism: Malania oleifera
Lineage: Eukaryota; Viridiplantae; Streptophyta; Magnoliopsida; Santalales; Ximeniaceae
Product: sucrose synthase 6-like
Exons: 14
Coding region: 119-2677 (852 amino acids)
Biological process (GO): sucrose metabolic process
Molecular function (GO): sucrose synthase activity
Source: RefSeq, a predicted model, not a curated record